UUUGUCAUCUGACAUCUGAUUUAUUGACAGUCGUUAACCUAUAAAAAUGUAAAUUAGCUCAGGCUCGCGAAUUGUUAUGUAGUUUUUAAAAUAAACCCAAGAAAAAUAGUUGGCAUGGCUUCGAAAUUAUCCUACGUUCAAGCCGUAUCGUCGGUGAACCCAAGUUUCUGGAACAAAUUGACCGAGAUCAAACUGAACGUGGACAAAUUGAGUGAAUCCCCUAGGCCAGUCUGGGGCUAUUUCACCCUUUUGUCCAAGACCACCGUAAAUCAACCAUUAAUUGAGCUGGAUAGUACGUCUUUUAAUUCGGAUUUUAAUGGACAGAACAUGUACGUUCCCUUUAAGGGGAAAGUUAUCAAUAAAAACACAGUGGAAGAUUUCAAAGAAUGUAACAAACAGGACGUGAUUAAUACAGAGGGAAAAUGUUUGUGCGAGAAUAUAGUUUCAGGGGAAGCUAUUAAAAACCCUGUUUUGUUAAAUUCCUUUUUACUUCUAACAUUCGCAGAUUUGAAGAAAUAUCAUUAUUAUUAUUGGUUUUCAUUUCCUGUUCCUAGUGGAUUAGUUUUAGAAAAAUUCUCAGCGAAAAUAAUUUCUGAAGAAUUUAAUUCUGAUAGGUUAAAACAACUUUAUGUUGCCUUCCAAGCUUUAGAUGCCAUGAAUAAGACGUAUUUUAUAAUCGAAAACCAAAACGAUAAACUUCUAGUCCACUCGUUGUCAUCAAAGCUCUCUGAACUGACAGCUGAAAGUACAACAGAUAUUUAUUUUGCAUUUUUUAAUAUAUCUAUGGAUAAUAAAUCUAUAGGAUCUCAGCUGAGGAACUAUGCUGCCUUAAUACUACACCAUUGUCCAUUUUUAAAAGGAAAAACCCAAAAAUUUGUCGCAGUAAGUGUUACACGACAUGGAUCUGAGGUUGGUCUUGAUACUUCAGUUAUAUAUAAUUUACUUUUGCCUGAUGUGUCUACUGAUAAGUUUGACUCUUGGGUUGGAUGGGAGAAAAAUGAAAGGGACAAAAUGGGGCCUAGAGUAGCUAACAUGAAGAAUACAUUGGACCCUAAAAUAAUAGCGGAGAACUCUGUGUACUUAAAUUUGAAACUAAUGAAAUGGAGGAUAGUACCAGAUAUCAAUUUGGAAGUGACCGAAAAUGCGAAGUGUUUACUGAUUGGAGCUGGAACACUUGGUUGUGCCGUAGCCCGAUGUUUAUUGGGUUGGGGAGUUAGAAACAUAACCUUUGCCGAUAACGGAUAUGUAUCGCAUUCAAAUCCAGUGAGACAAAGUUUAUAUACUUAUGAGGAUGCUCUGAGUAUGAAAGCUAAAAGUGAGGUUGCUCCCAAGAAUCUGGAAAAAAUAUUCCCAGGAGUAAAUGCCAAAGGUGUUCAUAUUUGCAUUCCAAUGCCUGGGCAUAGUGUUGGAGAGAGUAUGCUUAAGCAAACUGUAGAAGCUGUGCAGGUUUUGACUGAUUUAAUUAAGGAUCACGAUAUUAUAUUUUUGCUCACUGAUUCCAGGGAGAGUAGGUGGCUCCCUACCUUAUUGGGGUGCUAUCACAAAAAAAUUGUUAUUAACUCCGCUUUAGGUUUCGAUAGUUAUCUAGUGAUGAGACACGGUUGUUCAAGUGAUACUUCGAAUAACCCAGAACUAGUUCAGGACAUCGAGGGUUACAAAAUAAUCGACGGUGACAAUUUAGGAUGUUAUUUCUGUAAUGACGUCACCGCACCAGGAGAUUCAAUGAAAAACAGGACUCUGGAUCAGCAAUGCACAGUUACUAGACCUGGCGUUGCUCAGAUUGCUGGAGCUCUGGCAGUGGAGCUUGCUGUUUCUAUUUUGCAGCACGAGAAAAGGAUAAAGGCGCCAGCUUUCUACAAAAUCUCUUCCAAAGCCGAAGAUCUAGAUCCAGAAAUAGAAAACCAGUGCAUUUUGGGCCUGAUUCCACAUUCAAUCAGGGGAUUUUUGUCGUCUUUCAAUCAAAUGCUGCCGGCGACCAUGAAAUACGAUAAGUGCGUGGCCUGUUCAGAUGUCAUUCUAAACGAAUACAAAGAAAAAGGAAUCGACUUCUUGCUGAAAGUUUUUGACAGCUCAAAACAUCUAGAAGAUGUCACUAAACUCACCGAAAUGUUGGCUGAUUUCGAUAUGGACGAGAUCUUAGAAUUCAGUGAUGAAGAAAUUGAGUAAAAUACAUAAACAAACAGAUAUACAGAAUAAAAUAUCUCCUGAUUUGUGUCAAAUUAUUAUAUGUAAAAUUAAUAUUUAUAAAUAAUAUCACUCUCUUUUUAUACAGGUUUAUACCUGUUCUUAUUUUUAUACAUUUUUUUAUGGCAAGUUGACUUAAUUUUACGUAUUUUGAGAUUAUAGCAAGCAGUUUAUAUGGAAUAUAUCUAAAAUUGUAGGGCCGUAACUACCAAAAAGUUACCUACCUGUCCAAAGAUUAAAAAAGAUGUUUUUGUAGUCAAAAAUGUGUUUUAAAAAAUUGCCUAUUUUUGUGUUUUGAUACGGUUUUUUAAAGAUAACCGUAAAUAUGGCCCUAGCAAGACAUUUAAUGUAUUGAUAUUUAUAAACAAAAAAGCUUCCAAGUGGUCGUUGAAUAAACAGCAAUGUAUGUUGUUAAUGUUUGUAUUGUUGAGCAAAAUAAAGAAUUAAUAAAUUG
Sitophilus oryzae (rice weevil) is the source of this 2638-nucleotide messenger RNA. RefSeq names its product ubiquitin-like modifier-activating enzyme ATG7. Gene Ontology annotation, molecular function: Atg8 activating enzyme activity; Atg12 activating enzyme activity. Bases 115 to 2166 code for a protein of 683 amino acids. NCBI's taxonomy places the organism in Eukaryota, Metazoa, Arthropoda, Insecta, Coleoptera, Curculionidae. The transcript is spliced from 12 exons. Gene Ontology annotation, biological process: C-terminal protein lipidation; autophagosome assembly; piecemeal microautophagy of the nucleus. Gene Ontology annotation, cellular component: phagophore assembly site; cytoplasm. The record is from RefSeq and is a predicted model, not a curated record.